Aspergillus puulaauensis is the source of this 1524-nucleotide messenger RNA. RefSeq lists its product as uncharacterized. Bases 1 to 1524 code for a protein of 507 amino acids. The record is from RefSeq and is a predicted model, not a curated record. Gene Ontology annotation, molecular function: zinc ion binding; transcription cis-regulatory region binding; DNA-binding transcription factor activity, RNA polymerase II-specific. Gene Ontology annotation, cellular component: nucleus. Lineage: Eukaryota; Fungi; Ascomycota; Eurotiomycetes; Eurotiales; Aspergillaceae. Gene Ontology annotation, biological process: positive regulation of transcription by RNA polymerase II. The transcript has 6 exons.
AUGCCACGCGCCGGCCCCGCUUGUAUGACCUGUCGGGAAAAAUGUCGCAAAUGUGACCGCGGCCGACCUAGCUGCCAGCGCUGCAUUUCCAAGGGCCUUGUGUGUCGCGGGUACCCCGAUCAAUUCCGCUUCUGCGGUAUUGCCAGUCGCGGGAAGUGGAAAGAUGCACGCAUUCCUGCGGCUGACAAGGACAUCCCCAGCCAGGCGCAAGAAAGUCCAAAUUCAGGCGAGGAGCAGCUGCAUACGAUUAUCAGCGCUGGAUCUACCCCGCCUAUGCCUGAGCCGCGGAGGUCGAAGCGGCUGACGAUCGAUGCCAUGUUGGUGGACUCUGCGCCGGUGGAGGAGGAUAUUACGACGUUGCUUAAAUCAAGUCAAACGAAGACUCUUAUUCAUCACUAUGAUAACUUUAUUUGCUGCCACCAGUUGGCGGAGAUUGGGGACGAGAAGGAUAACCCGUACAGAGCGUACAUUAUGCCCUUAGCUAAAAAGCAAAUCGGGCUGCUAUAUGCCGUUCUGGGCUUUUCUGCCGUGCAUCUUGGAAGGCUUACGGAGGACACCACUCUGCAUGAAACGACGGCCGUUGAGUACAGAAUGAAGGCGAUCCGCGCUUUGGGCGAGCAGAUCUACAAGAGCCAGACUACGUCAUUACCGGAGGAGGAGCAGGAUGCUAUUUUUGCAACGAUCCAGAUUUUAUUACUGCAUGAUAUUGCGGAAACUGGGAUAUCUGAGCAUGGGGUUCACAUCACAGGGGCAAUGUCUGUGUGUAAAAGCAUUCUCGCUGCAGAGGGAUUCAACGGUCGGCGGCAGAGAGCUGUUUUCUUCAUAGGUAAUCUUGCCUGGCUAGAUAUUAUCCGAGCCUUUUCUGGAACUAGACGGCUCUGCUUUACCCAAGAUAUCCGCGAGAUGGUCGCCAGUGCCAGCGGCGAUAGAUUCGAACUGGUCAAUGGCUGCCCGCGAGAGAUCUUCCUCGUCAUUGGACGAGUUCUGGAUAAAGCAAAGGAGUACAAAAACGGCUGGACAACUGACGACGACUUCCGUUCCGCAUUACUCCUCGCGAACCGGGAGCUAUACUCCUGGAACCCGAGAGACAAAACAUACCCAAGUGCAGACCCGCGUUGGCGGAAGGUGGCCGUGGCGUUUCAGUUUGCCUGUAUACUGCAUGUACAUCGAUUGCUGGACCCAUUACGGCCGGCAAGAAGUCCUGAGAUACAAGAAGCUGUCGCAAAGAUUCUGGAUUCGACGGCUGAUAUUCCUGCCGACUGUUCCCUGAUCGAGCUGCUAAUCCUUCCGUUGUUCAUGGCGGGCGCGGACUCGCUUUCUCCGCAUUCACAAUAUUAUGUCCUUGCAAGGUACAGGGAAAUAGAACGACGAUCCGAGAUGCGCAACCCUGUACCGACCGAUCUCUUGAAGCAGCUGUGGGCAGCUCGCUCUGAGCAGGCGCCUGGCCACGAGGAGAACAUUUCCUGGCGAGAUUUUACCUGUUUCCCGCAAUUGACGCGACAGCAUGAUUUCCUGAUAAUUUGA